Messenger RNA from Beta vulgaris subsp. vulgaris (sugar beet), 2691 nucleotides. Its product is annotated as SUN domain-containing protein 5. NCBI's taxonomy places the organism in Eukaryota, Viridiplantae, Streptophyta, Magnoliopsida, Caryophyllales, Amaranthaceae. Gene Ontology annotation, biological process: protein folding in endoplasmic reticulum. The record is from RefSeq and is a predicted model, not a curated record. The transcript is spliced from 4 exons. Bases 424 to 2292 code for a protein of 622 amino acids. Gene Ontology annotation, cellular component: cytoplasm; membrane.
AAAAAAGGAUAGAGAAAUUAUGACUUAUGAGCAUACUAAUGUCAAUUGUCUAAGACCAUAACAAUGCCCACAAAUUCUCAUUUGAUUUCAAUUAGUAUAAUUUUGAACCAAACGUUCAUCUGAUUCCAAGUAGCUCCCCUAAAAUACGGACCAAAGAGUUUCCGACGAAAUUGGAGAUUUUUAAGUUGUGAUAAAACAAAAACAAAUUUCACAAAACAAAAACAAAUUUCACAAAAGUUACCCAGAAAAAAUCCCUUUUUUGUUGCUCUUUUUUCAAAUUAAAUUCAUCCCUUCUCUCUCUCCACCACCUUCGCUCUACAACAACUGACUUUCAAUAGAAAUAGUAAGAAAUUACAUUGAAACAUUAAGAGUUAAAUUUACACUAUUAACUUCUUUAUAAUUAUUGUAUUUUAUGGAUGAGAAAUGAAGAAGGCUCAAAAUGGUGGAUUACAUGUGAAAAAAUGUAGCAUUAAAAAUAAGAAUUGUGAUGAUUUUGGAGAUAACAACAACAACAAUAACAACGAGAACAACCGAAGCAACAACAACAGCUUUUAUGAACUUUGUCUUUCAUUAAUUUGGUGUUUUGUUUUCUUGUUUUAUUGUGAAGUUUGUCUCAGCGAUGGACAUGGAGAGACUCAUCACUACCCUAAUUAUAGAAGCACGUCAUCGGAAGCUAAGCUUGCUGGCAAUGGAAAUUCGAAUGUCCAUAAAAUCGCUGUUGGUAACUUCACUGACAGCAUGUUGUUAAAGGUUAAUAUAUCAAUAAACGUCAACAUUUCUACCAUUCAAGGGCUAGGUUCUUCCAAUUCUAGUUGCUCACUUCCUAGGCAUAAAGGGGUGGAAGAAUUGGUCUUUUACAUAUUAAGAUUAGGAUACAACGGCUUAGUGUGCGAAAUACCUCAUCAAAUAGAUCAAAGAAUGAACAAACUAGAGGACCAGCAACAUGGUAUGGCUCUGGAUACUACCUAUUUAAAGCUCGAUGAGUCCCAAAAUACAACAAUAUCAGGAAAAGGGGUGGUAACCUCUAGCGAACAAACAAAUAUCACCCAUCGACUUGAACCCGAUGGAACAGCUUACAAUUUUGCCUCUGCAGCCAAAGGGGCAAAAGUUGUGGCUCAUAAUAAGGUAGCAAAAGGAGCAAGUAACAUUCUGGGGAAGGAUCACGAUAAAUACCUUAUAAACCCUUGUUCUGUAUCAGACAAGUAUGUUGUAGUUGAGCUUGCAGAAGAAACGUUGGUUGAUUCUGUCAGGAUUGCAAAUUUUGAGCAUUACUCCUCAAACUUUAAGGAAUUUGAAUUGUGGGCAAGCUCGACUUACCCUACUGAUUCAUGGACCUUUAUUGGAAAAUUUGUUGCUGCCAAUGUCAAGCAUGCUCAGACCUUUGUUCUGCCUGAACCCAAAUGGGUAACUUUUUUGAACUUGAGUUUGGUUAGUCACUAUGGAUCUGAACAUUACUGUACAUUGAAUGUCUUGGAAGUUUAUGGUGUUGAUGCUAUUGAGCGGAUGCUUGAAGAUCUAAUGGUGACUUCUGGCAGACCGUUUCCUAGUGAACAACCAUCAAAGAUUAAUACAACAGAAGUUUCAUCAGUAAAGCCUCAGGAUGUUACAGGUAAUGAGAAAAAUGGUAGUGAAGUUCUUAAUGGAAGUGAUUCUUCUGGUAAAGGAACGGGAACAAGUGAUGAGCCAAAGGCAAACAUAGAUGUGACUAAGAGUCCUGGCACCUCAAGCAAGGUCCCUGAUCCAGUCGUGGGAAAGUCAAAUAGCAGAAUUCCUGGCGACACUGUUCUGAAGAUCUUAAUGCAGAAGGUGAGGUCGGUGGAGGUCAAUUUGGCUUUGCUAGAAGAGUAUCUCAAGGAGCUAAACCAAAAACAAGGGGAUAUUAUCCCUGAAUUCAACAAUGAAAUCUCGAAAGUUACUUCACUGCUCGACAGUGAAAGAAAAGGAAUCAACGAACUAGUUGAGUGGAAGGAAGAAACGGACAAGCAUAUUGAAGACUUCGAGUUAUGGAAAGCAGUAUUCUCAUCACAAGUUGAUGAAUUGAUCUGUGAAAAUAGGAUCCUCAGAUCUCUUGUGGAAAACAUAGAGAAUGACCACACUAGUCUACAGAACAAGGAGCUUGCUGUUUUAUUAGUGAGCUUCUUCUUCUUGUGCAUAGCAUUCCUCAAGCUAGUCUCCAAGCGGGUUUUGCUCUCUUUUGGAGCUUCUCGCGGUAAUGAUGCUUCUAGAACUACCGGAGGCUGGUUGUUAAUACUCCUUAGCAGUGGCAUCACGAUGUUAAUAACUUUGAUCUAGUGAAUAGCCAUGUGCUGAUGUGCGUGCAGUUAUUCACCAUCUCUGAAGAACUGCAUGGAGGACAGUGAGUCGGUAUCAUAAGAUUCAGACGGCUUCCUGCCCCUUAAGUCGGGGCAGAGAUGUAUUAGGUAGAACGAGCAUGCAUCUUUUGCAGAAGUAACUCUCGUGAAAUAUGUUCGGUUCUCUGAUAGUAAAGGAUCCAUUUCAUCAUGUCCACUUGGUACUUGGUACUUGGUAGGUUAAGACAUGGUUGUUAACUUGUUAUAGGCUUUGAAUUAGGAUUAGUUAGGUUGCUGCCAUUAUAUAUGUAGAAUUCAGCCGAAUGCAGGGCUCAAUAUUGCACUUUCACUGAAAACUCAAUAAAUAUUAAAAAAACAAGAUCAUGUUUGUGUUGUUUUA